Penicillium diatomitis is the source of this 1959-nucleotide messenger RNA. Its product is annotated as IlvD/Edd family dehydratase. Gene Ontology annotation, molecular function: hydro-lyase activity. The record is from RefSeq and is a predicted model, not a curated record. NCBI's taxonomy places the organism in Eukaryota, Fungi, Ascomycota, Eurotiomycetes, Eurotiales, Aspergillaceae. The transcript is spliced from 3 exons. Bases 1 to 1959 code for a protein of 652 amino acids.
AUGUCGUGCGCCAAAAAGUCCUGCGAAGGUUGCUCCUGCAGCAGUAGCACCACUGCUCAACAGCCUGUCGAGAUUGAAGAUUGCAUCAGCGAAUUGCAGGCGCUUCGUCGACGAAAUCAAGAGCUCGAGACUCGUCUAGGUCUCAACGCAGAGCAGAAUGCACCGAAAAUCACAAAGACUCCCGGUCGCACUUUACGGUCGGCCGCUUGGUUCGACUGUCGCAGUGAUCCAGGCAUGACGGCCAUCUACAUGGAGAGAUACUUCAACUUUGGUAUCACUCGGGAGGAGCUGAUGUCCGGCAAGCCGAUGAUUGGUAUUGCGCAGUCGGGAUCAGAUCUCGCGCCGUGUAAUCGGCACCAUCUUGAGCUGGCGAAGCGGGUCCGAGAGGGCAUUCGCACGGCUGGCGGCAUUGCUAUCGAGUUCCCCACGCAUCCGAUCCAGGAAACCUCAAGACGGCCAACGGCGACAUUGGAUCGCAACUUGGCGUACUUGACCCUUGUCGAGAUCUUGACGGGGUAUUUCUUGGAUGGUGUGGUUCUUCUGACGGGAUGUGACAAGACAACCCCCGCAUGCUUGAUGGCCGCUGCUACUGUGAACAUUCCAGCAAUCUGUAUGAAUGUUGGACCCAUGCUCAAUGGGUACGCCAAAGAUACCCUCGUGGGCUCAGGAGCUGUGCUAUGGAAAGGCAGAGAAAUGUACGCGACGGGCGAAAUUGACGAGCAUGAAUUCAUGGACUACAUUUCCCAAAGUACACCGUCAGUGGGACACUGCAACACAAUGGGAACAGCAUCGACGAUGAAUGCUCUUGCAGAAGCUCUCGGCAUGGCUCUGCCAGGGUCCGCCGCGAUUCCUGCAGCGUACCGACAUCGAGCCCAGUGCGCCUAUGAAACCGGGAAACGGAUAGUGGAAAUGGUGCAUCUUGAUCUCAAGCCAAGUGACUUGAUGAACCGCAAGGCUUUUGAGAAUGCGAUCGUCGCAAAUGGAGCCAUCGGUGGCAGCACCAAUGCUCCUAUCCAUCUCAAUGCGAUCGCCCAACACAUGGGUGUCGAAUUAUCGAUGGAUGACUGGGACAUUCAUGGAUCGCAUAUUCCCCUCUUGUUGAAUAUGCAGCCAUCCGGCGAAUAUCUCGGCGAGGAAUACUUCCGAGCUGGAGGUCUUCCCGCGAUCAUGGCCGAACUUUUGGACGCAGGCAAGCUGCAUGGGGAUGUCUUGACAUGUAAUGGUCGCACAGUCGCCGAGAAUGUCAAGGGCAAGCACUCGUGGGAUCGUAAGGUCAUCCGUCCCUAUGAGGAUCCAUUGAUGAAGGACGCAGGGUUCGUCCAUCUCAAGGGGACAUUAUUUGACUCUGCGAUCAUGAAGACCUGCGUCAUCUCUCCUGCCUUCCGCCAACGGUACCUUUCCAACCCGGACGACCCGGAUGCCUUUGAAGGCCCCGUGGUCGUUUUUGACGGCCCGGAGGAAUAUCACAGCCGUAUCGAAAAUAUGCCUGAGAUCAACGAUCAGACUGUUCUGAUUAUGCGUGGCGUUGGUCCACUCGGUUACCCCGGUGCUGCAGAGGUUGUAAAUAUGCAUCCGCCAAGUCAACUUCUCAAGAAGGGAGUCGACGCCUUGUUUUGCAUUGGUGACGGCCGACAAUCUGGCACAUCGGGGUCUCCAUCCAUUCUCAACGCUAGCCCGGAGGCGGCAGCAGGUGGGAACCUGGCAAUUCUUCGUAACGGGGACAGGAUUCGCAUCGAUCUGCCAAAGCGGCGAGUGGACAUUCUUAUCAGCGAGGAAGAGAUUCAAGAGCGGAGGAAGGAGGUUUUCUCAAAGGAGUAUCCUCUUGUUCCGAGUAGCACACCCUGGCAGGAGAUCUUCCGGCAGGAGACUGAUCAGCUUUCAGCUGGUAUGGUGUUGAAGAAGGCAGUCAAGUAUCAACGGCUGGCGCAGACAAAUGGUCCGCCCCGGCAUAAUCACUGA